Molecule: messenger RNA, 3216 nt
Organism: Carica papaya (papaya)
Lineage: Eukaryota; Viridiplantae; Streptophyta; Magnoliopsida; Brassicales; Caricaceae
Gene: NIAP
Product: Major facilitator superfamily protein
Biological process (GO): transmembrane transport
Cellular component (GO): membrane
Molecular function (GO): transmembrane transporter activity
Source: RefSeq, a predicted model, not a curated record
AACACCAAGUGCGUAAAUCCAGUCACUGCUCUGAUUAGAUCUUUACCUUGCCGAGUGAUUGCUUUGAUUCCUACGAUUCCAGUGAUUCUGAUAGGGACCCAAAACGCUGCUUUUGCUAUUAUUUUUGUGCUUCUUGCCUGUUAUAGCUCGCAAAGCUGAGUCAAUCUGAGCAUGACUUGGGGGAGACGAGGCUCACUUGAUGACAAGAGGCAGAGGGAGGGUGAAGAAGGUGUGGUUGAGGUGGGCUAAGGCAGUGAGGAACUGGUAAGGGAGGACUUCUUCAAAAGCGUGCUGGGUUAGGGACAUGCAAUGAGCAUAGACUGUUUUGCAAGCCAAGUCAAACGAACAUAAGUUGGCUAAUGAAUAAUUUCAUCCACAGGAGGAGAAUAACUAAAUCUAUAGUACGAUGAUUUAUUCAAAGCUUGCUGCUUUUAAUGGUGAGUGAUUUUCUUAUUCACUGCAAACCAAAUAAUUAAGUUCACUAACUGGAGAUGGGGCAGAGAAAAGAAAACAAGAGAAAAUCAAUAAGCAUUUAGCAUGCGUUGCGAGGAUUUUAAUGGAGGGAAAUGGGUACUUUCUCACCUGUUUAACUUCAGAUUUUUAGAUCCUGCAAUUAUUUUUCGAUUAAACAACUGUAAUCACGUUAUUAACUCUCCAAAUUUUUGCUCUCCACAACUUCUGGAGCUUCGGUUGUUGAUUAACUUUUUUGUCUUUAAUUACCUAUCAAUUUUUUAUCUGAAGUAUUAGUAAAGAACAUUUGCUCCCUUCGUUAAUUUUCGGCACAAAUCCAAACACACAAUCGAGUUUCAGUCCUUGAAAUUGGGGGAAAUUCCUCUUCUUCUUCUUCUUCCUUUGGUGCUUUUCGCGCAAUUCCAUGAGAAACCGAGGUCUGAUCCGAAAUAAGAACAAUUAAGCACGGGCAGCUUCUUCUUUCUUCUUAUAUUAGCGCUGAGCUUAUUUUCAGAAGAGGAAAUUGCUCGCAGACAGAGGAGCUCGUCGAGGUCUGACGAAGAAACUCAUGACUGGAGAAUGCUACAAGAAGAAGAAGAAGAAGAAGAAGAAGAAGCGAGCUGUAGCAGAGCAGAGUGACGUGUCGCUGACGUGGUAUGGUGGCUUGAACUUUUGCAUUUUAAUUGGAUGAGCUCAUUGAUUACGUGGUGGAGACACAGUCAAGGAAGUAGUAAUGGUCAAGGUAUCAAAGUCGUUUCGAAUCGCGACAAAAGAGGAAAACCAAAUAUCCUAUACCAAACAAUUUCGAAGCUUUCAAACGAUCAUUUAUCUGAUUCCAAACUCUUCUCUCAUUAAUCUAAGUCAAAGAGGAGGACGAGAAGAAGAAGAAGAAGAAGAAAACCUCCAUUCCCUUUCAAGAUGGUAACUGAAAGCCCAAGGUUCACCGUGGAUGAAGCUCUUCUGGCCACAGGAUUUGGCAAAUUCCAACUUUUUCUGCUUGCUUAUGCUGGCAUGGGUUGGAUUUCAGAAGCAAUGGAAAUGAUGCUUCUCUCGUUUGUAGGACCUGCAGUUCAGUCAUUUUGGGGUCUAUCUUCUCAUCAAGAGAGCCUGAUAACCACUGUUGUUUUCGCUGGCAUGUUAGUUGGGGCAUAUUCAUGGGGUGUUGUUUCAGACAAAUAUGGACGGAGGAAAGGAUUCAUCAUUACUGCGGUGGUGACUUCUUUGGCUGGUUUUCUGAGUGCCUUUUCCCCCAAUUAUAUCUCGUUGGUUAUUACUCGUUGUUUGGUUGGCCUUGGUUUGGGAGGAGGCCCUGUGCUGUCAUCCUGGUUUCUGGAGUUUAUUCCGGCUCCAAACAGAGGCACAUGGAUGGUUAUUUUUUCAGCAUUUUGGACUGUUGGAACACUUUUUGAGGCUUCACUAGCAUGGUUAAUUAUGCCAAGAUUUGGUUGGAGAUGGUUACUUGCACUGUCUUCUCUUCCUUCCUCACUGCUUCUCAUAUUUUAUAAAAUGACACCAGAGUCACCAAGAUAUUUAUGUUUGCAAGAUAGAAAGACAGAGGCAGUUAGUGUUUUAGAGAAAAUAGGAAAAACAAAUGGAAGGACACUGCCUUCUGGGAUUCUUGUUUCUGAUCAUGAUAGUGCUGAACCACAUGGAAAAACGCAUUUGCUUUCGCCUACAAGAAAUCAAGAGCAAACUCUUCAGGGGAGUUUUGAUUCUAAAGUGGAUUCUAAAGCAGGUGGCAUGUCUUCAUUAUUAAUGCUAUUUACACCAGAAUUACUUAAGCCAACCUUGCUUUUAUGGGUAGUAUUUUUUGGAAAUGCAUUUGCAUAUUAUGGCCUUGUGUUGCUGACUACUGAACUUAGCAACGGACAGCAGAUCUGUAAAUCAGUUAAGUUGCAGGCAGAAAAGUCCCAGGAUGUUAAUUAUAAAGAUGUUUUCAUCACCAGUUUUGCAGAGUUUCCUGGGCUGCUUAUAGCAGCUGCCACAGUUGACAGACUUGGUCGUAAACUUUCUAUGUCAGCUAUGUUCUUCAGCUGUUGCAUUUUCCUGCUCCCAUUAGCAUUUCAUCAGCCUGAAGGUUUAACAACAAUUCUUCUUUUUGGUGCUCGCGUAUGCAUUACAGGAACUUUUACAGUUGCAUAUAUAUAUGCUCCAGAGGUAUAUCCAACUUCAGUGAGAUCAACUGGUGUUGGAGUGGCUAGCUCGGUAGGAAGAAUUGGUGGAAUGCUUUGCCCUCUAGUGGCCAUAGGCUUAAUACAAGGAUGUCAUCGAGUUGCAGCAAUUAUUUUGUUCGGGGCUGUAAGUUUCCUGUCAGGGAUUUGUAUAUUGCUUUUUCCAUUUGAAACCAAGGGACGUGAUUUGAGUGAUACGGUUUCUGGUACAAAACAAAUAGAUCCACCGAAAAAGCAAAAGCAACUCCCUUUACAAGUCUAAAUGCUAAAUUGCCUGCCAGUCCAUAUAAUACAUGAUUGAUUCUUCACAGGAAAAAAGAAGUUUUUGGUCUGAGUGCUUUCCUCUUUAUGCUCAAUGAGAUCUUAAAUUAGAAUAGUUUUAGUAUUGAGGAAGAUUUUUGUAAUGACAAUUAUCUUUAAUAUAUUUAGGUUAUUUGGGUAGGUUUCGAUUUCUAUCAGAGAGUUAGAAAUUUUUCAUUUCACUUUUAAUUACUUUGAUAUUUUCUUUAUUACUUGUAAAUAAGGUUGAAAUCAGUGCCAAUAUAGAGACCACUAACAUAGACAGUAAUGGAGAAUGUUGAAUUGAAAACUCUUA